AUGGCACGACGAGGAGCGGCCGCGGUCGCCAUCGCCGGCCUCUGGCUGCAUGGAGCCGAAGCAAUCCUGCCAUCCGGCGUGCUCUCGAUCUCGCGCUUUGGCGUGAAUGCGACGCUGAACAUGCUCGUGUCGCCCAGCCACGACACGGGCUGGGGCCCACCGCUGCCGCAGGAACACGACCGCAACGGCUCACAGCGACACGUCUUGGCCGACGCCGGUGACGCGUGCAGCGCCCUCUCGCGCGCACUUUACGUCGACAAGAUCGUGGUGGCACACCGGGGCAACUGCUCAUUCCUGGAAAAGGCCAAGAUUGCGCAGAGCGCCGGGGCAGCGGGGCUCAUCGUCCGCAACACGCGCGAGGCGGUGUACCUUCUCGACCGCAAUCGCACGACGCCAGCUGGCAACUUCUCAAGUGACGCGCCGAUGCCGGCGUUUGCGACCGACUGCUCGCGCGGCGAAGGCUACGUCCCGUAUCUCGACCCGAUCGCACCGUGGCUCGUGCAAAGCGAUGUCUGCUCCAAGCAGCCCGGCUGCACAUCGCGCAUCUGUCUUCCGACCGGGCACCGAAACGAAUCGUCAUAUCAAGUGUGCUGCAUGUGGGACACGCACUUGCUCAUGGGCGCCAACUACACGGAGGCCGACGCCGCGCACUUGCAGCUGCCCAUCGUCUUUGCCACCGUCACAGAAGGCGAGACGCUCACUGCGCUCCUCGCGACAUCCCCGUCUCCGGCCGGAACCCUCUACGCACGGUACAUUCCCUUAUUUAAUCUUGCUUCGAUCGCGCUCUGGGCGAUCGGCGUCGCCACCGCGAUUGGCGGGUCCUACUACGCAGCACGUGCCGACCGCGCGCGCCUCCGCCAGCACAAGCCCCACGCCGACCCGACGCGCAAGGCGUACGACGACGAGGAUGAUGACGAAGCUGACGUCCUCCAUCUCUCGUUCCAGCACGCGAUUGGUUUCAUCGUCGUCGCUGGUUGCUUUCUCACGUUUCUCUACUUUGUGCACGUCGGGCCUCUGCUGUCGCUCUUCUUCGGCCUCUCGUCCAUUAGCACAACAACGCUGCUGCUGACGCUGCCGAUGACCAAGCGACUCUGCCCGUGCAUGUCGUCCUGGCAUCUUCGCCUGCCACUGGUCGGCACCAUCACGAUCCACGAGGUCCUCGCUCUCAGCGUCAGCACGAGCCUCGUCGUCGCGUGGUUUCUGCAUCGCGACGCCCUCUGGAGUCUCCAAGAUCUCUUUGGCAUUGCGCUCUGCUUUGUGUUCCUCAAGACGAUCCGGUUGCCCAACCUCAAGAUUGGCGCGCUCCUCCUUCUCCUUGCUUUUGCCUACGACAUUUUUUUCGUGUUUGUAAGUCCGCUCCUCUUUGGCCGCAGUGUCAUGGUCGACGUGGCCACCGGUGGCCCGCCCGCCGCGGCUCGCGACGGGUACCCCGGGCGCGACUACUGCGAGCGGUACCCAACCUACCCGCGCUGCGUCGACCCGGACCCACUCCCGAUGCUGCUCGUCUUCCCGCGCGUCGGCGACUGGCGUGACGGCCGCGCGAUGCUCGGUCUUGGAGACAUUGUACUUCCGGGCCUGCUCCUGACGUUCGCACUGCGCUUUGACUAUACGCGCCGCGUGCACUUGAAGCGCAAGACCAAUAGCGCCAAUGUCUUCUUUGGCAUCGCGGCCACCGGGUACGCAUUGGGGCUCGGCAUCACGAACGUUGCGGUUGUGCUCAUGAACAUGGGCCAACCCGCGCUGUUGUACCUCGUGCCAUGCACGCUCGGCAGCGUCGCCGUCGCUGCGCAUGCCACUGGCGACCUCCCGCACAUGUGGCACGACGGCUUGUACGAGGUCGAGCCCAUGGCGCCGAUCGUGGGCGGGUCGCCGGUCGACUACGAGGCGGGCGACGAGGCGCCGCUCCUUGACGAUGCGUAG
This is a messenger RNA of Saprolegnia diclina VS20, 1920 nucleotides long. RefSeq lists its product as hypothetical. Bases 1 to 1920 code for a protein of 639 amino acids. Gene Ontology annotation, molecular function: aspartic endopeptidase activity, intramembrane cleaving. Gene Ontology annotation, cellular component: Golgi-associated vesicle membrane; cytoplasmic side of endoplasmic reticulum membrane; lumenal side of endoplasmic reticulum membrane. Gene Ontology annotation, biological process: membrane protein proteolysis. The record is from RefSeq and is a predicted model, not a curated record. The transcript has a single exon. Lineage: Eukaryota; Oomycota; Saprolegniomycetes; Saprolegniales; Saprolegniaceae.